Prionailurus viverrinus (fishing cat) is the source of this 8153-nucleotide messenger RNA. RefSeq names its product transmembrane protein 45B (gene TMEM45B). Bases 241 to 1068 code for a protein of 275 amino acids. The record is from RefSeq and is a predicted model, not a curated record. The transcript has 6 exons. NCBI's taxonomy places the organism in Eukaryota, Metazoa, Chordata, Mammalia, Carnivora, Felidae.
CACACCUUAGGGCGUGUCUUGCGCCCCGGCGGGAGUGUCGGGGGGCGUGGAGGGAAGUUCGGGCUUAGAGCCGGGAGGCUCCGCACGUUCGGCACCGGCGGGGCGAGGCGGUCAGUCUGCGGUGGGGAGGGCAGGCAGUCGCGCUGCUGGGCCAGGCCGGGCCGGGCGCUCGCACCUGCUGAGUGGCGGCCGCAGUCGGCGCAGGACGGAGGCGCUCCGCGCAGGUGUCCAAGAACACUGAUGGCAAACUUUAAGGGCCAUGCUCUCCCAGGGAGUUUUUUCUUGAUAGUUGGACUGUGGUGGUCAGUGAAGUAUCCACUGAUAUACUUCCACCAAAAGGGGAAAAGCAGCCAACUGACUCAUUACCAUCAGCGCCUUGAGAUCAUUGAAGCCGCAAUCCGAACUUUGUUUUCAGUCAUUGGGAUCCUGGCAGAGCAGUUUGUUCCAGAUGGGCCCUACUUCCACCUGUACCAUGAAAACCAGUGGGUGAAGUUGAUGAACUGGCAGCACAGCACCAUGUAUCUGUUCUUUGCAGUCUCGGGAAUCGUGGACAUGCUCACCUAUCUCGUCACCCACGUUCCCCUGGGGGUGGACAGAUUGGUUAUGGCUAUGGCAGUAUUCACUGAAGGUUUUCUCUUCUACUACCAUGUCCAUAACCGACCACCCUUGGACCAGCACAUCCACUCACUCCUGCUGUGUGCACUGUUUGGAGGGACUUUCAGCAUCUUCUUAGAGGUGAUCCUCCGGGACAACAUUGUGCUGCAACUUUUCCGAACCACUCUUGUUAUUCUUCAGGGCACCUGGUUCUGGCAGAUCGGGUUUGUGCUGUUCCCACCGUUUGGAGCACCCGAAUGGGACCAGAAAGAUGAAGCAAACAUCAUGUUCAUCACCAUGUGUUUCUGCUGGCACUACAUGGCUGCCCUCUGCAUUGUGGCCAUCAACUACUCUCUCGUUUACUGCCAUUUGACUCGGUUAAAGAGGUGCGGAGGAGAAAUCAUUGGGAUUCAGAAGCUGAAGUCAGAUCACACUUACCAGACGGCCCUCCUGACUGGCUCAGAUGAAGAGUGAGGAGGCUACCCGUCAUCAGUGCGGGGUGGACAUGUCCCUUUGAGCACAAACAGCUAGAGUGUGCAAAGGUGUAGCUUGUCUCCUCCAUUUCAAUGCUUCCUUUGAUCUGCUCUUACAGUUCUAUGUAUUUGCACUUUCUCAUUUAAUUGGCUAAAGUUUGUGUUGCUGUGGUAUCCUUCAUAAAGAAAAAUGACGCAAGCCUUUAUUUUUGUCUCAGUAUGAAGAGAAAUCAAAGACUCUGAAAGUUUGAGAACAGGAAGUGGCCACGGGAUGAGUCUGGGAUAGGAAUCCAGCAGAACAUCCUGCUUUUGAUAACUUCUCUCUUUUUCAAAUUUCAAGAAAACAGGUACUUUCUUAUCAGAAAGUAAAUACACGGGACUGACUUUAUUUUAAAGAUACAAUUCUACCACAUACUUCUUAAAGUAAAAUAGUUCACAAACUUUGGUACUUUAAAUGUUACUAAACAUUUCCUAAUUUACCAUUAAUAUUCCAGAGUACUGUGAUAUCACUGAUAAGUCACGACAUUGGGCCAAAGGUAUUGUUUUGUUUUGUUUUGUUUUUUUAAUCAGAAAGCUAGUCAGUGGCCCAGCUGAGAGCUGGAACACAAAUGUUCUGGCUCCUCAAAAGAACUCUAAUAAGAAGACACUAACAGGAAGUCUGUAUAAUGAGGUAGAAAAAUGGCAGGUUGCCGAAGACCUUGAAUUUCAAUACAGCUGAAAGCAAAGCGUAAGAAUCGUGCAAAAGAUGUGACUCUUGAACUAGUAAUAUAAAGUCCUGACAGUCUAAUCUUCGUUCUGGAUCUGGUUUUUUCUUUUUUUUAAAAAACUUCCUUCAACAAAUAUUUAUUAAACAUCUACUUUGCGCCAGCACUGAAAUGGUUGAAAGGAUUAAGGAGAUCCCUGUCCAGCAAGGAAUUCAGUCUAAUGGCGAAGAUAUGAAAGCGUUUACAUACAGGGUGACUGGUGCCCUAAGGGGUAAGUACAACUACAAGGGAGGGGAGAAGAUGGGGAGUUUGCCCUGUAGGAAAAAAAAAAAAAGCACGUUCCAGGCACAGAGAAUAGGAUGCACAAAGGCCACAAAAUCACAAAGGAACAUGGAGAGUUGGUAAAGUUCUACAAACGGAUAAAAGUGGCCUAGGCCAACUCUGAAAGGUCUUCCAGACCAAGUACCGUUGGUUUGCACAACACUUUCCACACUCUGAAAUGCACUGUAUCCCACCUGAUUCGCACAACCAUCUGUAAUGGAAGCCACGUUAGGUUCUUCAGAGAAGUUGAUUAGCCAAAGGUCACACAGCUACCAACUUGGGAAGCCAGCCUUCAGGACUCAAAAGCCAGCUUCCUUCCUGCUACUUCCCACAAAUGCGGUAGAGAUCUUUUACACAAAGCACCGGGUGCUCUCUGGAAGAAAUGCUGUACUUAAGUGAAAGCUGACCUCCCACGGUUAGCCAGCCUUUUAAUGCUGAAGUCACACGUCAGAGGUUAAGAAUGAGCUACUUGAAAAUAUAGUUAUGAGAAGAGAACCUGUAGUCCCCUUUCAGGGUCUACUUUCAUUGGCCUGCUCACUAGGAAACCAAACUUUCAUUCAACAAGUACUGAAGGAUCUAUUAUGAGCAAUUAAUUUAAAACAUAUUCUUUCUUUAGAGACUGGAGGUGGGUAUAAGGAACCUAUUCCCAGUUUUACUUUCAUAGUAAAGAUUUCUAUUUUAGGUUUGAAGGGUGGGGGAAGUGUACCACACUCUAAGGAAAUGCAGUAUUUUCUCCAGAGCAAGCAGUUGAGGUGUGAAGACCAGAUAUAUAAUAUUGAAACUUACUGUAAAAUCCCUUUCACAGCAGCAGUUUGGGGUACCUUCAUGGAAUUGGUCAACCCUGGAGAAAAACAUUCUUAGAUGGGUUUACAAUACAAACCCAUCACAAACAAUGCUAUUCACCGAAUCCGGUCUUAGACAUGUGGUCUGACCACUUUUACCAACCUCUGAACCUCAGCGUCAGAGGCUCAGUGGCUGCCAUGAGUUCUUCUGGACUUACUCCCCCCCAAAACAGCCACCAUCGCUACCACAUCUCUACAAGACCCCUGAGGUCUGUAUGCACAGAACCACAUUGCACAGCAUGCAAAUGCUGGUGACGUCACUUCACCAACUCCAGCUGGGGCUUGCCAUUCCUCAGUACUCCACUGACAGGCUGGGCAGUACCAAAUCGUACUUACCAGGGAGUCAGUCCUACACUAACAUCCUGAAACAUCCCUGUUCCCCAAGCAUGCAGACAAAUGUCUGCAAGCACUCAAGAGACAGGCACAGCCAGGUGACUUCAGUAAAGAAAAGUCAGUGAAGAGUUGGAGCUGAAUGCCAGAGCUACCUUCAUGAAAUCCUUUGUUAAGUAAAUUCGGAAGGGGUUUGUUUUAACCAACAAUAAAUACCUGAGACAGGAUCCCUCAAAUUUCUACCGUUUUCUCAUUCAGACACUGUCACGUGGACUCUUCAUAUGAAAUGUGCCUCUAGGAAGCAAUGAUGUGCAAAUAUCAAAGUACUGGAGAACACAGACGUGCUCUCCUCCACUCGGCUAAAAGGCCAUUUUUCUCCUUCACGGCAGUCCCUACCUCUCCCCCCUUCCCAGUGGGACAUCUGUGCCGGCCCCCCACUACUAGCAAAAGCUCAGUCACCUCUCCGCCAAUUCGCCUCAGCUCUCUGUACCUUGGGCUUACCACCCUAGCUCCAACUGUCCCCACAGCUCAGCAUGACAUACAGCCAUCCUCCCCUAGGAAGGCAAAAGAAAGGAUACUUAAAAUCAGGAGGCUGGAUUUAUGUCUUUUUCUCUUUAACCUCAACUCAGGCUCACCACUUCUCCCAGAGAUGAGAAGUUAGAAGACGGUUGAUGAUGUCUAUUUACAGAACUGCUUUAAAAAUCAAAUGCAAGGUCUCAAAAGCCACAAGCCACCCUGACCUUCUCUGCAAUCUUCCUGAUCACUCAGCUUCCACCUUGCAACCCCUCUAAACUAGACCAUUGGGACCUUCUGCCCCUCAACUCCACUUCCUCACCAGGCCCCAUAAAAGAUCAUCACUGAACUUCCAGAUUAAAGACACAUCUUUAAUAAUCUGGAAACGAGAGAGAGGCUCUGACACUGCAGAACAGCCUUGCCAUCCAACCCCUGCUCCCAUACAAAAGAGGUAUAUAUUGUUAACAACCAGUGCUUUAUUUACUUACUACAUUUAAAAAUACUGUUCUGAGCUCUGCCACAGCUUGACGGAGGCUGAGAAAUGAGAGGCAGCCAGGAUUAAAGGACUUGUAAACCCCGACUGACCUCUCCUGUGACUGUGCUGCUUCGUCCGCCCAGUGGGCACACCCACUCUCUCCUCUUGCCGCCUCUACUCUGGAACAGAAGCCUGCAAAGUUUUACUUAACGGGCCUGAGGACAUAAGAGACAUUUUAGGCCUGAGGAACAUCUGGACUCUAUGGCAACUACUCAGUUCUGCCUCCUGACUGCAAGCAGCCAAGGAUAAUACAUAAGCAAAUGGCCAUGGGCUGUGUUCCAAUAAGACUUUAUUUACAAAAACGGGUAGCCAGCCCCAGGGCUGUGGUUUGCAGACUCUUGCCCUGGAGCAAAGCAAAACAUAUAAUCUCUGAACUGCAAUAAAGUCUAUGCCACAAGAGCAGCAUGUCUGCUGGCACUUGCCUAUCCUGUCCACAGGCUCUGGACUUCUGUGUGAACAGGCCUGACAAGGAGGACAAAGUCAGCAGAUGAAGAUACGGACCACAGUCAAGAUCCUGAUACCUCAUCUUUAUGAGGUAGUGCCAAACUAAUCCCAUUUCAGGGAACCCAUGCUCUCUCACUUAUCUCGCUCCCUUGGUUUCUUACCCAGCUGACAGCCUCCCCAUUGCCAUGCAACUCUCAAGUCAGCCACCAACUCACUGAGAAUCCUGCUAUUCUCCCAUUCUGGUCAAGAGAAUAAUCAGUUCAGGGCAGUGGGGAGUGGGGGCUUUAUAAAGCCCAGGUUUCCACUGGAUAAAGACAUACAACAGGUUCUUUAAAAAAAUAAGUUACGUAAAAAUUUCUGGACAUAAAAUUCCUAUCCAGACCACUAGUCACAGAGAAGACCAGAAGCUAAAAAAAAAAUACAAUCCACAUCGAGAACGAGGCUUACUGACGGUCUGCAUGCUCUGCAGCUGUAAGCCUUCCCCCGGUGUCUGGCUCUCAGGAGAGAACCAUGGCUCGUGUGGCACAACUAUGACUUCAUCCCCAAACAGAGGAGCUUCUCCUGGAUCGGAGCGGAACAGCCCUUGGAGCCUGGAGGGGACUUUUCUCAGCAUGCUCCACUGUGGAGUGUGGUGGCAGAAUCCACGCCACUGUUGCCAUCAUCCCACUGCUGGCCUUCCCUUCAACAGACAAGCUGAGAAGGACGACACAACCUCCCUGCUCCCCUCCUUUAAGCCAGAAGGGCAGCCUGGGUGUGUGCUUUCAUGGACGUCAUCUUUCUCUCUCUGAAUCACUGCUGUUCAGGUGCCUGUUUAGGAGAUGGAGCUGUGGUCACAACAACAGUGGAGACUGCUUUGGAGGAACCAGAAGCUGUUCCCUGUUGAAGAUGGGAUGCAGGGACAGUCUGGAUGCGCACCUGUUUGCAAAGAGAGACGGUCUGGUCAACAGGCUGCAAACGAGCUCCUCAGCUGAGAGCAAACAGCAAGAGAAAAAGAGGCCUGGUAGAGCCCACUGUUUGCCUGGAACCUUACCUGCGUGGCCUGGCCUUGCUGCUGAAGCUGCUGCAACUGCUGGGCAGUGAGGAAACUAACCGGCUUGUUGCCGGCAAUGAGCUUAGUCCCCGCUGGCAUGGUGGUCAGGAUGAUAUUGCGGCCCAACCCGCCGAGGCUGUGAAUGGAAAGCACCAGUGAAGCAUAAUGACAGGCAGGGUGCUCUCUCUGGCCCAGAAUGAGGCCGCAUGUUUAAGGAAAACAGGAAGGUCAGCAGCACAGUGAAAAUUCCUGCAUUCUAGACUGAAAUGGAAACCAGCUGGUGAGACCACCUUUCUCCUAGCUUCUAUGCUUCCCAUGAAAAAAGAGCAAGCCCAAAGGCCCCCAGGGCUCUGGAUACAAUGACCCCGACAUCCAUAUCUCGAUCAGCAGAAAUAAUGGACAGGACCCCAGGAAGGUGUGUGUUUCAGACAAGAAACUCUCCCCCAAAACAGCCACCUUCCAACCAUCAGACUGAUUUCAUCAUGCCCCUUAUCCUGGUUUAAGUCAAAACCAAAGGAAGGCCAGCUUCCCAAGUAAGACCUCCUGCUCAGAAUACCACAGCACGGGGCUCAAAUGUGAAAGCGAGGCCUUCCCCAACACCCACACUGGAAACUGCCAUCUGAGCCAUGUCACCAGCCCUCCCCAUUCCAGAAUGUUCUGUCGUCCCCUUCCUUGCUUUUCCUCCACAGUACACACCACCACCCCAUAGGGUAUUUUACUCUAUAAUUUCUCUCCUCACCCUACAAGGUAAGCUUGAAGAUAGCACAGCUUUUUGUCUGUUUUAAUCGCUUCUCUGUGUCCCUGGCACCUGAUACUAGGUGUUCAAUAAAUACUGUUGGUGAGCACAACAAAGGAGAAAUACUCAAGAAGAGCCCCAGGAAAACUAGCUGCCUCUCCACUAUGUGGCAAGGAGCCACCUGGAAGCCCCACCCGCCCAUCACUACAGCACUUACUUGGCUCCAAGGUUGCCUUUGAUGAUGGGGGCCGUGACCACACUUUUGCCCUUCAUAGGCUGGCUAAUAACAGAGAGAGGAACUGUGAUCCGCGUAGGCAGCUUCCCCUAAAGAGAAAAUGAAAUCAGGUUUACAGGCUAGAUAAGGAAACCCCAAGUGUCACGUACAGGGCCAUAGAACUGAGGAGUGAGCACUCAGAUACUCUCUUUUCCUGUAUGCUGCAGGGUCCCGAUAUUUCUGAGGUGUGGGCCCAGGCUGCCCUCAUAAAACUGCCAAUAGGCUGUAGUUAAGAACUCACGUACUGUAUUUAGGUAGUCUCUGAUCUAACAGCUCCUCGUUCACACUACCUACAAGAGCAACAACCAUAUAAAACUGCUGCCAGCAGGAUAAAUAGGUGCACUAAAUCACUAAGGAAAGCGUGUGUUCACUUGAGCACAGUAAGAGUCUGAGCUCCUUCGAGGCCAGGCUCCUCAUCAUCCGUGUGCCUCCCGAUACCUGGCACGCAGUACUGAAGGAAGUGUGAUGAAGGACACAGGCACUCAGGAGUUAACAGAGUGCAUAACUACUGCUUCACUGGGGCGCAGGCUCACUGGUAGGGAGCAGACAGCAGGGCACGCUAGAUUAGCAACAGGUCACAUUUUCCAGGUGCUUUCCGUCUCUCCCAGAGAUAAGAGGUUAGUUAAGGGACAUUAAUAAUAAACUCAACCAAGUGAAAAGUCCAACCCCAAAGCCAGUAAGGUCGGUCUAAAAGGAACAAAACAGAAGGUGACCACGCCUAGUCUUUGGGAUUUCAGGAUGGCAAAGAUGAGCUCACUGCAUCACCUGUUUUUAGGCCACCUGCUUUUUAACCCCUGGUUGGUAAUAAAAUUUAUAUAUAGUAAAAUCUUGUGUGAAUCUGAUUUUAAAAACAGAUUCAAGAGAAGUAGUUGCUAGGAUACUAAGAAAAAGCAUCGACAUUUCCCUUGAGCAAGCUAUUGCUAAAGAAGCCAGGCCCUCAGGUGCAAAACUGUGUCACAGUUCCCCAUACCAAUCUCCACAGUUUACUCACAAUUUUUAGUGCAUCAGAAAGCACUGAAAGAUGUCAACAGAAAACAGAAUACCUUGAGAUGGUGCCUCCAGGUGGAUUUCCUGGUGGUUUUCUUAAGAAUGCCUAAGUUGUGUCAAAAGUUUCAGACCACCACAACAUCAACUGGAAUCACCCCUUGGUGAACUAGCCUAACUAGCUGACUAGAUGGAGAAAAGAAUCACUGCUCACUACUUCCCACCCCCUCACAUGCUUUUCAGGUUCAGGUGCCCCUGGCUACUACCUUUCUGUGUGAGGAGUCGAGAGCAAAGUGGACCAAGUAAGCACUGUUUCCUUGCUUCCUUAAUUUUUGUGAUAUGAGAACUUAAAUAAAUACUUCCUUUUAAGCCA